Molecule: messenger RNA, 10767 nt
Organism: Pelobates cultripes (western spadefoot toad)
Lineage: Eukaryota; Metazoa; Chordata; Amphibia; Anura; Pelobatidae
Source: the annotation of a GenBank genome assembly
GCGCCACACACGACAGACAUGGGGCGAUGAGGGGGGUGGGCUGUCGGUGGCCUAUGCUGUAAUCGGUUGUGCCCAUGUCACCUCGCGGCCCAUACUGGUGUUCAGCGAGUCCGAAAACUCUCCGCGAGCCUGAAGAGAACCCGCGGCUCGGCGCACCCCGCUCCCGGUUAGCCCAGCAGACUGCCUGAACCCAGCCGGUGCCCCCCGUCUAUGCGAGGGGUGGUUUGUUCCGCAAUAGGGACCGGGCCAGCCUACUAGUCUGGCAGGGGUGAGCUACCUGGCCAAGGUGCGCACCGGCUUCCCCGACACCACCUGCGCGCUCUCCCCCCAGUCCCUCGGAGGGCGAUAUCCCUGUACCAUGCGGCCCCGAGCCCCGGUGAGGCUAUUGGGGGGUUCCCCGCGCCCUGCUUCGCAACGCCGGAUUGCCGUGCGCACCCCUGCGCGAGUGGUUCGGUCCAGGCGGUAUUUAAGGACGCUGCAGGGCCGCUAGUGGCUCAGAGCUGCUCUGGGUCGCAGGGAGGGUCGUUGUCGGGGGGCAGGUAAACGGCAAGGCAGGUGGGGGCGGUGGAUGGAGGGCGUAGGGGAGGGCCACGGAGGGGUGGAUGUGAUGGGCCCCCGGUAAGCCGAGCAGCGCAGGGUAGGGGCCCGCGGGAAGGCGCCGGUCAGGCCAUCUCCUGAGGAGGGAGAUAAACAAGCCUUUUAACUCCUUCUCACCCACAGCCAGGGCUGCAGUCACCGGGGGGCCUGCUCCUGCAUCCCUGUCACCGGCAGGAAGGCCGGCCCUGCACUGGGUAUCAGGGGGGUCUGGAGAUACACUGUAUCCCCCCCAUACCUUGUAUGAGCCCAGCACCCCCCAUGUCAGGAUCCUGGAGCAUCAAUCUCCAGGCUCCUGUGUCUGCAGUCAGGAUGAAUGAGACCCCUCCAGGGUGCAGAAUAACCAGAGAUGGAGCCUGCUUCUAUUUACAAGGCUCCCCAUUCAUGAAACAGGAUGAUCUUCCCAUUCAUCCAUUGUUGAUUUUGGGGCUUGCUAGAGGCCUAAGGCACUAUUAAAGCUCCAAGUAUAAGGUCAAUGAGUCUGCCAAUUUUUUCUUAUACUACAAUUUAAAAUAAUAAAAACAGCCCAGUUAUAUUGCUUGCAGUCCUGUUGCAUGUGCUUUAAUUUUUUUUUUCCUGGCAUAGUGCAGUAGGAGUAAACUGAAAAUGAUGGCAUGUUAGAAGCAGGGAUGUAAGGGUAGUUGAGGAAUGAACGAGUGUUCUUAACAUUCCAACUUGGUGCUGUUACCGUGGUUCUUAUCCAAUGGUUUGGAACCCAAUUUUGAGUUCUGUUGCAAAUUUAUGUCCCAGUCCGUUGGCGCAGGCUAUUCAUAUUUUGCCAAGCUUCAAUCAACUUACUGGUUUAUUGUAGUAUCCCUGCCUUUCACUGUGCAUUGAGACCAUUAUGUAUCUAUUGAAGAAUAGGGGUGAACUAAUUUUAGAAACCAAUGGGUUGCAAGGCUAAUGCCAUGUACACGUCCCUGUCGAUACUUGUAGUUUGAGGUCCUGUUUAUUUGGUGCCUGGUGGAGCAGAGUGUAUUGAUUAAUUUUGGUUCCCCCUUUCUCAGACUGACUAUAUGUGUCUGUGUAAUACAGGAUGGAAUGAUGGGGUCCAAUUGAGCUUCCGGCUGGGUUAGGCCCAGUAAAGACUGGCACUGAAGUAGCCAUCAUGUCCUAUACUGGUUAUUGAGAAGACAGACGAGAAGCCAGACCUGACCAUCAUGAUCUCCAUGAUUACAGAACAAUUGCAAAAACAAAGUCUGGAGGAUCUGAAAUGCAAAUCUUUCAGUAUAAGCUUGGUAAGGCCAUUUAUGUGUGAUUUACUUGUUUAAUGCUGUACACCUAAAGUGUAACUCACAGUAAUGGUCUCUCCAUAAAAAAAAAAAUGUAUAUAUCUGUUAGGCUUAAAAAAGUUUAAAUUGUAUGUAAUUUUACAUGAAAAUGAUCUGCUUACCCUCACAACUUAUUUAAACCCAAUAGUUUUGAGUAUUUAUACAAAUGACAGACUAGGUCUUGAUCCAUUUGAAGAUAAAAGAUCACAGGUAUUGUCAGCAAGAAUAUGCUCUGCAGGAAUUUUGGGCCAUCUACUUGUAUUUUCCUCAAACUUGUUUUAAUUAAAAUUUAGCAAGAUUAUUUUGUAUGUAGUCUGAAAGUAAACCACUCGUGUUCGAUUUUGCAUUUUUAUUUUAUAGCUAUCUUUUCAUGAAAAGAGCACUAACGUGAAAACAAUUACUUUUGAUGUUCAUAUUCCGUUUUCUUUAGAUUCUGGUUACCGUUUUUUUUUUUAUUUAUUUUUUUAAGAAGUAAAAAAUGUCAAACAUUCAUGUAAUCAAGGUUAUUCCCAUACUGGACAUUGUUGCUGUAAGAAAGAAAAAAUAUUGUGCAAAAAUACAGAUGGUUUUCUAGCCUUUUCAUCUGAAAUGUGUUUGCUAUAACGUUCAUGUACACUCCAGAACUUCAAAUAUUAUUUUAAAGCCGUAUUGUUUAUGAAUGAAGUCUUAAGUUCUGCUGUACUCUUAAACAGACCAGUACCAUAUUUUUUUUUUUUUUUAAUUAUAUAUAUAUUUAAAAAUAAUUCUCCAGUCUUACCAUCCAAAUUAGAGACCAUAAGUGGGAAAAAUAUGCGGUACAGAGAAGAUUGUGUAGAACGGCAAGUGAACUCUGGAUUAAGGCGCACUUCUACCCAACACACGAUUCCAAAUUGCCCAAGUCAGAGAACUAAGAAUAUUCUAGUCGUCUAAUAGCUAAAUUUGCAUCUCUCUCAAAAAAAUGUCAUGCUUUGAAGUGACUUCCUUUAUUAACCAAAGUAUGUUCCUUUUUAGUUCUCUAUAAUCUUUGUUACUGCACUGUCACUUGUGAUUUCAAGGCCAUCAUUACUUAUCAGCACAAGGUACAGUGAAGUUAUCAGUUGAGUAACAGGCUUCCUUUUUAUACAGAAAUCAUUAGCAAAAUGAAUACAGCAAGACGAUUUACUAGCAAAUCUAACUUUUUUAUAUUUUAAGCCUUGAUUUUAUCACUCGGAUAUGAGUUUAAGCUCCUGCUUAUGUAUACAUAUCUGCCCCCUGAAUGUGACAUUUUGCUACCAUAUUGCUUCGCAGUGGUUUUACAAAAUUGUUCAGUAGCUAGUUUGCAAACACAAUGCAUCUUUAUCUGAAGAGAACAAAAAUAAAAACUAUAACUUAGUUGUUAGCUGUGUAAAAACUUAGUUAACUUCACUUUUAUUUUGUUAUUUUACUAACCGGGUUAUUGGCAGUUAAACAGGAUACUCAAUCCUAAUGUCCAGUCUUCCCGGCAACUAUAGACAUGCCUAUCUUAUUUUUUUUUUUAAAUGCCAUGUGACAGGUCUUUUACCCUACAAGUUUCUAUAAUGGGUUGUUGGAAGAGUUGAACAAAAGUGUAUAUAUAAUAUAUAUCUUCUUUAUUUAUGUGACAGGGGGGUGUUAAUAAACACAAUUGGACUUUCUCAAAUGUUUUCAUAAAUGUUUUUUUUUUUGUUUUGUUUGUUUUUUUUUCCGUUUUUUUUUCUUAAUGUGUAUGACCAAUCAUUUAAGAUAUUGUCGUCGUGUCUCCCCUCCUCCCAUGCAAGUCCGUACACUAUAUAAAAUGCAUUCUGGUAAUUUCUAAUAGAAUAGAAUAUCUUAUCUUACAAAUGACCUGCUGAUAUUUAUUAUUUCUUUUGUACUUGUAGGCCAGGUAUUUUUUCUGAAUAGUCCACUUGGGUGGGGAAAACGUGGUGAUAAUUUUAAAAUGGAAUUCCACCCACUCUGCCCCCGCCAUUGAAAAUUUAUUUUUUUGUCUGAUGGCACCCCCAUAUAGAAGGAAGGGUGCAGGGAGGGGGGAGAGAGAAUCUACGUACUGGAACUGACCUAAUCUCCCCUGACCACAACCAUGUCACUGGUCUCAAAGUACAAAAAUGAGGGCCUCUGGAAGAACCCAUGAGACGCUGUAAUUUACUAUAGAUAUAUUCUUGUACAUGGCCAAUAAGGAUUCCAUUAUCUGUGUGAUCCAAUGCCGGUUUUCUGUCUGUCAUGACUUGUAAUGGCUGAUGGAGAAAUGGCAAGAUUUGGCAGCUUUUGCUACAUUAUGCCAAAAAUUGGCUUAUCCAGAAGACAAAGUAGUCUUUACUUAUCUUGUACUUAUUGAAUCUCAACCCAGCCUUAGUCAGCCUCUACAACUGGGGCAAGAUGGUCUAAGUGAUUUCAUUCUGACUUUCCACCAUAGUGGAAAUGUAGAUUUUUGAUUGUGAGUACUCUGUGAUCAACUUUGACUUGUUAUCCACUGGUUUUCAGUGCCAACAUACCCAGAUGGUUACAGCAUUUAAAAAAAAAAAAAAAGAUUUAAACUUCUAAGUCAGAUUUAUUCAGAUUUUUGCAUAAAUGUUUCCUAAACCAUAAAUACUUACGAGUUGUUAGCUCCAGUGUGGGCCCCUACAGCUAACAAAGUUAGUCUCCCUUUUUGCCCAGCAUGUCUAUUUAUUUUUUUUUGUGCUGGGCAUUGGACUUUUUUAAGAGGUGAUUUACGGAUUUGUAUUAAAACAAAAAAAUUAAAUCAUACUUUAUGGCUGCAUUAGUUCAUGUGCUGUUUUUAAGUAUUCAGUUUUAGAUUUCCAUUAAAAUGGUGGCUUGCUAUUUAAAGCUCUUGUAGACAAAACGUCUUAUGCUCAACCAAUGGAUGAGGUUGAUUGGAGUUGUAUUACACAUAAACUGUUAAGCAAGUGCUUGGCUAUCACAUUACAUCAGAUGUAUAUUUUUAACUCCUCUAGCCUCAGCCAGAGUCUCACAUUGUCUUAUAAGCGUUUUAGCCCUUUUCACUUAAAGUGAUGGGAUAUAUAUUUUUUUUUCUUUGUUUUGGCUCUUGGGCAAACCUCGACAAGUCAACUUAUUGGGAAUUUAUCGCCAUAACAAAAGGCUGCUCAAACGAGGUUUUGUACCCUGACCACUUCUUAAGAUGAGGUGUUUAUGGAGAGGGAUCCUUUAAUGUAAUCUUUACUGUUUGACAAAGUAGACCUUUCCGCGCCUAAUCUGAGUCUUUAGGAAACUGUAAUCUGGUCCUAUAUAGAAAAAACAUUGAUUUAGUUUCAAUAACGGUGCAAUUAAAUGUCUUCUAUGUUUUGCUUAAUUGUACCCUCGUGUUUAGUUUACAGUUCAAGCUUGUAUUGAGUCCUACUUCUACAUCACCGGUUAUUUGUACUGCUCUCUUUUAAAGCAACAUGGAUUAUGUUGGUACAGCCACAAAUGUGUGGAAUACUAAAGUAAAUUUUAUUGAAUAGAUAUUCUUUUCCACAGCCAUUCCUUUGAGGUUUUGUGUUGUAAAAUGACCAGAAAAGAUGGCGUCUCUAUAUUGACAAUGCCGUUGAAGAAAAUUUAGCCUAAUAUUUUAAGUUAUUUCAUUCCUAAACUAAGUACUAACGUGAUAUAUGAAUGUCCCCACAUGUUUUUACACCACAAUACCUUUUUAUAUAUCAAAAUUGGAGGCACACUGCUAAAAUUGUUUAAAAUGUAAAAAAUAGGCUAUUAGAGUUGGUAAAAUCAUUAAAUGUCUAGAAAUUCCUCUGAUUAUCUAUUGAUAGGUUAUUAAAUGUUCGUUCUGAUGCUACAAAAAAAAGAAAAAUCUAAUAUAUAAGCAAACACAAGAUUCCUAUGUCAAUACCACAAAAACCAGUUUAGUGAAAAAACAGGUUGGAUUUAUUAACCGUUCACCGUUGGUUGAAUGAACCAGUCUACUUGUUGGAUGGAUUCUCCUAUUUAUUUAAACAAUUGCACAAUAAUCCUAUUGCUCCCCCUUCUCUAACACUUACAUUCCUCUUGUGGGAUUACCCAUCAAAUUCGCCCUGUUCAUUCCUUGUUGGACUACAUAUACCGUGAAUUCAGGGAAUGGAUUUAAAUGUUAUGCAUGUUCUGUGACAUAUGAGCUAUCUGCAUAAUCUACUUUUUCCCCAGAGUAUGUGGCUGCCGGCAUUGGGAAUUCUAAAAAAACUGUCUUUUUUUUUUUUUUUUUUUUUUUUUUUUUUCUUUGUAUUUUUCUCCCAGCCAUUGCCCAGUCAGACCGACCCUGAGGGAACCAGCAGCCCCUUUCACUUUGUUACAGGUAAAUUUUUUUUUUACUCUUCACAUUUUCUAUGUGUGUGAAGUCCUCCAUACUCUGGUGCUCUUAUUAUAACAUUUUGAUGUUUUUUUGAGGGGGGAAAUCAUUGGAAAAUAUAGAACUCUAGAAUAGAAUGUAGAAUACUUUGCCCUAAAUUAAAAGUUUGAUCAGAAAGGAUAGAACCGCUUUUUAUGGUUGUCAUAUAUCAAUCAAUAUAAUGGAUAUUCUAGACAAUGGGAAAGAAUUAAAGGCCACUAUAGUCACCAGAAUAGCUAAAGCUUAUUGUAUUUGUUCUGGUGAGUAGAAUUAUUCCCUUCAGGCUUGUUGCAGUAUACACUGUCUUUUCAGAGAAAAAUGCAGUGUUUACAUUACAGCCUAGGAAUACCUCCACUGGCCAUUCCUCAGAUGGCUGCUAGAGGUGCUACCUAGUGUGCAGUACUGUCAUUCAGUGUCUCCACCCUUUGCAUACAGACACUGAAAUUGCCUCAUAGAAAUGCAUUGAUUCAAUGGAUCUCUAUGAGAAGAUGCUGAUUGGCCAGGGCUGUGUUUGGCUUGUGCUGGUUCUACCCCUGAUCUGCCUCCUUGACAGUCUCAGCCAAUCCUAUGGGAAAACAUUGUGAUUGGCUCACGGUAUCAUUUCACAGCAGCUGCAGACUUGAAUACAAGUAAGAUUUUACUAUAUUUAGGGUGGGGGAGGGUUUAACACUAUAGAGUCAGGAAUACAUGUUUGUGUUCCUGACCCUAUAGUGUUCAUUGAAGGUAGUUAAAAAAAAAUAAAAAAAAAAAUGUAUUAAGGGCCCUAUUUGACCUUGGUGUUUAGCUAAGAAGGUCUCUAUUCAGGAAUUAAAAUCCAUGCUCAAGAUAAACUGACAUGUUAGAAGCUGCCUCUAUUCAUUCUGUCCAUCAAUUACUUGCUGCACAGUUUUGAUUUUAUCAACAAACAAACUUACAAAUUGCAAUAGUAAUUUAAUUUAUUUUUUUAUUUUAUUUUUUUUACUCUGUGGCACCCAAGUACAUUUAUGUAAAAUUGUUACUGAUACAGACUUUUUUUUUUGUUGUGAUUAUUAAAUUUCAGUAUAUUUGGAUCUGUACCUUAAAAUAACAUGUUACAACACAUUCUGUCUUGUUCCUAUGAAAUCAUUCUUUGAUUGAGCACAAGGUGACUGGUAUUAUCCGGUUAAGAUCAGCAAUGCCUGCUUUUUAUUAGAAUAAUCAGUUACCUCAUGGGAUGCUAGUUGUAAUCAUUACAUUUGGAUUUUUUUAUUUUAUUUAUUAAUCUCUACACCAAAGUUUUAUAUUUGAUUUUGUAUCACUGGUACACAUGUUUAUAGAGAAUAUCACCAAACAGCCUUUAGGCUGCCAUCUUGAAAAUGAUAUAUUUUAAGAAGAUAAUUACAUAAGACGAUAAUGAUUAAUUAAGAACAUAUGUCUUUUAUUUGCCAACGGGUCUGUCCUCUAUAUAACUUUUUUCUGAAUGUGUAUUUUCUAGAAGAGCGCUCCUGGGGACUGAUCAGUCAUUGUCCGAGGAUUGAACUUGAAGAUGGGAUUCGACUUGGCUGUCAUCACCACUCCAGCCUGAGCCUCCAUUUUCCUGUUUUGAGCAGGGAGAGCUCACCCCACCGUAGGAGCCCUUCCCACGCUCCUGAGGCAGGGAACUCUGCUGCUCCUCCAGCACCCCCUACCAAGAGACACUGCCGCUCCUUAUCAGUGCCAGAGGACCUUUCGCGCUGGCGGCCAGUUUGGCGGCCUAGUGGUUCUAAAGUUUGGACUCCAGUUAAGAGGAGAUGUAAUAGCGGUGGGGUUGGGGCAGUGCUGGGAGUGCAGACUCAAAACCCAUCCCAAGGGGUCUCCAGUCUCAGGUUCCAAAAUGACCCCAGUGCCUCUAUACGCUGCAUCCAAGCCAACAGCCCUCCUUUCUUCAGUCUGGCCUUGUGUCGGGAGUCACCAGGCCCAUGUACCCUUUCCCCAACUGGUGUAUUCUGGGACAACACAGAAGGGCCAAGCUGCUUCCCAUUGCAGCGCCGUUUUUCACUGUCACCUGUACUUAUCAAGGAUGCAGGACGGUUCCUUCCUUCAACCAGCAGCUCCCCACCUUCCACACCAGAGCUGGUCCGACGGCAGCAGUGUCUCCCACGCAGCCAAUCACAGCCUUGUGAUCUGGACACAAGAAAAUGUGGAAUCAAGCGGAGGCAUGAGGAGGAUACACGAUGGCAUCGUCCUUCACUGGACUUCUACAAGAUGAACCAGGUGAUCUUUAAUGGAAGGAAGGCUUUAUGGCUUGUGUUGGGGGGGGGGGGUUGUGAAUCCAAUUUACUGAAAUGUAUUAUUUCUUACAGAAUGUUGGUGCUAUGUGUUUCUUGGACAACUCUGAUGAAGGCAGCUCAUCAUCUCCUUUUAUGGCUUGUCAUGGGGAGUCUCCUUGCACCACUGGGAGUCCGGUCACCACCUGCACACUGGCAUUUAGCGAAGAAGACAUAGGCAGGCGAGAUCAUGCUUCCUGCCCCCAGGCAAUGCUCUUCCAGCAUGACUUCGCGGACCUGGAUUUAAAUCUAAUUGAAGAGAAUUAGCACUCUCAGGAAACAUCACUCUUCAAAAUGAAUUCUGAUAGUAAAGGGGUGUCUGAGUGAGAGUGUUUGGGUGCCGGCUGCAGGCCAUUGCUAAGAGACCUGCACCAAAUGCAUUCAACAAACCUUCUGACCUUCAUGACAGAAAAUGUGCGUGGGAGGAGGGGAAAGGGGAGUGAGCCAAAUGUUACAUUCUUUUUCUUAAGUGGGAAUCCAGAGGCUGGGUCAUUGGGACUCUUACUACACUUCUCCUUUCCCAGCAUUAUAGCUGGAGAUGAUCUCCCCUUACUGAGUUAAAAAAAAAUAAGAGGGGAAAAAAAAUGGGGGGGUAAAAGAAAACUUUACACAAAGGGUGCUGUGGGAUUGCUUUAUUUUUAUAUUGAUGGAUUUUGGAAGGAUGUCCCGAGCUGCCCAGGGGGUGGGGUAGUGGGAAGUAGAGUCACGUGCAAUGAUUUGCCUGUGAUCAAUUCUCAUUAUAAUGUGACUAUUGAUGUAAAUCAACAAGGUGGCAUAUCCAGUUGUGCACAAAGGCAAAAGCCUUACAUUCAAGUGAAUACCCCAUGGCAGCAGAGUUCAGAGGCAAAUGCCAAGGGAUCCCAUGCCCAUGUGUUCUGAAUUUAUUUUUGUUCUUACUCUUCCUGAAGAGGGCUGAUAGAACAAAUUAUAUUUAAAUUGCAGGGUCUUCUUUUAUUUAUUUAUAUUUUACUUUUAUUUCUACCCUUCCCUAAAAUGAAUUUUUGCCUGCGUGUGAGAGAUUCCUGAGGCAGUCGAUCAAAAACAAAACACAGAAGAGGUAGUUAUCACCUCGCCCUGAACGUAUCUGCUGUCUACACACUGCCACUGGAGUCUUGCAUAGAGUGACCUCCCCAAUACCUCUUUAAAAAGGUAUUUAUUCCUUAAUCCUGCACAUUCCACCCCCUUGUGACCCACUCUCUGCCCCAUUCCCUCCUCAGGAACGAGUCUGCUGGUGUGUGUAUAUUAAAGUGCAGGCUGUGGUGCUGCAGAUGGCACUGUGAGCAAGGUGUUGCAGAAUCCCUCACAUUGGAAGAUAGGAACCAUAUUUUCAUGAGCCUCUGAAUGUUAUACAUGUAUAGAAGCCAUGGGAGCAUUAAGUGUAUAGGAAAACAUUCACAACCUAUUCCUUUCUCGACAUGAUGCAGAGGAGCCCCUGUAAUUAGAUACAUAAGUGUAAGAUGUGUAUGUGUCCAUAACACUUCAAAUUUUGUUUUAUUUGUAUUCUUGUUAAACCGGACAGCUCAGCUAUACUACUCCAUGUUACAGAUAAAAUAAAUACAAAAUGGGGAAAACCUUUGCGCUGAUCCUGGAGAAGCAGGAGUUUUGAUCUGCAGUGGCCGUCCUUUUAAUUUCGAUACCCCAGUCAAAUCUAAAACAAAAUAUGGAUCUGUGUUUCAAACAACGUAUUUUGCCAUUGAUGUGCAAAUGGGGACUCCAGUGGGGGUAGUAAACUGACCCAGAACUGGAGCGGUUACUCCAAAGUUAGUAACCGUUUAUUUUAUUUUAAGGACUCUUUAACAGUAUUUAUAUAUGUGUAUAAAUAUUUUCCCCCUUAAAAUGGGGAGCGUUGUUCUUGACAAACUUUCCAGUACCAAGUACUGGUGUUUACCCUCUUUGUGUUUUAAAGAUUUAAGUGGGGUGUUAAAAAUAAAUAUACAUAAUAAAAUCAACCCAAUUUAAUGAGGAGGCCACUUUCUAUUUCCUUUUUCUCCAAGGAACUGUGUACAUGCCUGACAAAACUGCUGCUUUAAAAUAUGUUGAGCUUUACAAUAAAGUGGAUCAGGGUGGGGAAUAAAAUACAAACUGUAUUUAGUGAAGCCAUUGUGGAUCUUGUGUUACCGCUCCUGUCUUUUUGCUCAGACGUGGUGUUGGUUCCAACAUGGCUUCUGUAUUCCCCAUUUCAACUAAAGUUCUAUAAUGUCACAUUUUCUCCAGAUUCCAUUUAGAGCCACAGACUGCUGUUAUAUUCAAUUUACCUGAUAAAGAUGAAUGACAAACUAAUUUUGUGUGCUGUUGUAUAAUCCUACAGGGAUGAUUUUAAUGCAUAUUAAAUCCAAGCACUGCCAAGUUA